UAAAAGAAUAUAAUUCACAGGUUAAUGACAAGCUCUGGUUUUGGAAUUGGGGAAGGACAGCUAAUAUUUUUGAAGGCCUCUAUGUUUCAGGCACCAGGCUAGAUGAUUUACUUCUAUCAGCUGACUAUGAUUGAAUUUGUUUGGACUGGGUCAUUUAGAAACCAUUUCAAGUAGUUCUACUGUGAGCAUGGGUCACAGUAGAAUUCUACUGUGUAUCCAUGAUUGAGAAUUUCUGACAUACAAAACCCCAUUAAAUCUCGCAAAAAAUAUUCCAAAAUAGGCGAUAUGUUUAUUUUACAGUAAGGAAAUAGGUGCCCACAGACAUUAACUUUCCCAAGAUCACACAUCUUGUAAAGCCAAGUUUUCUGCCACUUUACCAAAAUGACAGGUUUCUUGAACAGAGGAGACAAUCACUCUUACCAAAUUAAGGGAGAUACUAAACCGAAAAGCAAGAAAGACUGAAGAUUCCUACUUAAUAAUCAAAUCCCCUUGGUUGACCUUGCUAUCCCCCGUGAAACUUUUCCAGCCAUAUCAGUCCUUGUUUGUUGAUCUCCUCACUUUAUUUCUACUACACGAGUAACUGACUAAUUUUGAUGGUAUUCAUACUUAUCCUUACCAUAUAUUUGUUUCUACAUUGGUCAAGUCCUCCUUGUACAUUUCCUAGUUGCCAACCUGGUGCCACAGCGGGCAAAUCAUGGGAACAGCCCUGGUUUUGGAGCCAGACCCACCUGAAUUGGCCUCCCGCAUGGACUUAGCUGUGUGGCCAUGAGACAAGGCAUUUUAUUCUUUGAAUUUCAGUUUUGUAAGCAUAAAAAGGGGAAAAUAAAACCCAUACUUUAGUAAGGUUUAGAAACACUACACUCAGUAAGUCAUAGCUAAGUCACCGUCACCAAUGGUAGCCAAGUGUGUGGUGCAGCAGGAAACACAUGGAAAGCAGUAAGUCACAUCAGACCUUUGGAGUCGAUUCCUUUACCGAACUCAAAUGCCCUCACAUUUAGGGAGAAAAAGAAAGAAUCAGGACUUAUGAAAUCGAGCUGGGGCUGGCACUUCUGUCCCUCCCAACACGUUUCCAGAAAGCUACUUACACACGAUGCACUCGCUAAACCACUGGAAAUCAUUCUACUUUAUACUUUUUUCCACCCUGCCUCACGUCCUUGCCCUAUGACCGGGUUCCUACCCCAACCUCUGCCCCAACACUUAGGGGAGGAGUUGCGGGCCUCUUUUUACAGUGGAUAGGAUUCCGAAGGGGAGAGUAAAUCAGUAAGGCUCCACCCAUUUCACAGGAGGCCUAGAGAGGGCGCUCCCCUUUCCCCUCCCGCCUGACCUGCCAGGAGGUGGGCUGGCGCAGAGGGAGGGCCCUGUCCCUUGUCCCUUUAAGGAGGAGGGCCACGCGCCGGCCGAGAGAGCGGCAUAGCCCCCACCCGCCGCGCCCUCACCCCAGAGCAGCUGCAGCCCCAGCCGCGGCCGCCCCUCCGCCAGCCGAGUCAGCAGCUCUGACCCCCGGCAGCAAGUCGCCACCAUGGUGAAGAUCGUGACAGUGAAGACCCAGGCGUACCCAGACCAGAAGCCGGGCACGAGCGGGCUGCGGAAGCGGGUGAAGGUGUUCCAGAGCAGCGCCAACUACGCGGAGAACUUUAUCCAGAGUAUCAUCUCCACCGUGGAGCCGGCGCAGCGGCAGGAGGCCACGCUGGUGGUGGGCGGGGACGGACGGUUCUACAUGAAGGAGGCCAUCCAGCUCAUCGCCCGCAUCGCCGCCGCCAACGGGAUUGGUCGCUUGGUUAUUGGACAGAAUGGAAUCCUCUCCACCCCUGCUGUAUCCUGCAUCAUUAGAAAAAUCAAAGCCAUUGGUGGGAUCAUUCUGACAGCCAGCCACAACCCAGGGGGCCCCAAUGGAGAUUUUGGAAUCAAAUUCAAUAUUUCUAAUGGAGGUCCUGCUCCAGAAGCAAUAACUGAUAAAAUUUUCCAAAUCAGCAAGACAAUUGAAGAAUAUGCAAUUUGCCCUGACCUGAAAGUAGACCUUGGUGUUCUCGGAAAGCAGCAGUUUGACUUGGAAAAUAAGUUCAAACCCUUCACAGUGGAAAUUGUGGAUUCGGUGGAAGCAUAUGCUACAAUGCUGAGAAACAUCUUUGAUUUCAGUGCACUGAAAGAACUACUUUCUGGGCCAAACCGACUGAAGAUCCGUAUUGAUGCUAUGCAUGGAGUUGUGGGACCGUAUGUAAAGAAGAUCCUCUGUGAAGAACUCGGUGCCCCUGCAAACUCAGCAGUUAACUGCGUUCCUCUGGAGGACUUUGGAGGCCACCACCCUGACCCCAACCUCACCUAUGCAGCUGACCUGGUGGAGACCAUGAAGUCAGGAGAGCAUGAUUUUGGGGCUGCCUUUGAUGGAGAUGGGGAUCGAAACAUGAUUCUGGGCAAGCAUGGGUUCUUUGUGAACCCUUCAGACUCUGUGGCUGUCAUUGCUGCCAACAUCUUCAGCAUUCCGUAUUUCCAGCAGACCGGGGUCCGUGGCUUUGCACGGAGCAUGCCCACGAGUGGUGCCCUGGACCGGGUGGCUAAUGCUACAAAGAUCGCUUUGUAUGAGACCCCAACUGGCUGGAAGUUUUUUGGGAAUUUGAUGGAUGCGAGCAAACUGUCCCUUUGUGGGGAGGAGAGCUUCGGGACUGGUUCUGACCACAUCCGUGAGAAAGAUGGACUGUGGGCUGUCCUUGCCUGGCUCUCCAUCCUAGCCACCCGCAAGCAGAGUGUGGAGGACAUUCUCAAAGAUCAUUGGCAAAAGUAUGGCCGGAAUUUCUUCACCAGGUAUGAUUACGAGGAGGUGGAAGCUGAGGGUGCAAACAAAAUGAUGAAGGACUUGGAGGCCCUGAUGUUUGAUCGCUCCUUUGUGGGGAAGCAGUUCUCAGCAAAUGACAAAGUUUACACCGUGGAGAAGGCCGAUAACUUUGAAUACAGUGACCCCGUGGAUGGAAGCAUUUCAAGAAAUCAGGGCUUGCGGCUCAUUUUCACAGAUGGUUCUCGAAUCAUCUUCCGACUGAGCGGCACUGGGAGUGCAGGGGCCACCAUUCGGCUGUACAUUGAUAGCUAUGAGAAGGAUGUUGCCAAGAUUAACCAGGACCCUCAGUCUCUACCUGUGCUGCUCGCUCCAAGAACAAGGAUGGUGGCAGGAGUUGUGUCUCAGGAAUUACUUCAUAGCAAUGCAAAAUGGACGAACACAGAAGUGAACACCCCACAUUUCUUUGGGGCCUACUCUUCAGCAAGCUCCCUAGCAUGAUGAGAAGGCCUCCAACGGUCUGCUGGACCCAUUUCUCCAUCUUCUAUCAGCUCAAGCUCCCUUGAGAGGCUUGGAUAGGGGGCACCAGUGAACCUGUGAGGAGAGCAGCUUAGGCCCUGCAGUAGGGGAGGGCAGAGAGUGAGGGGGUUGAGGCAAGCAGGAGAGGAAAGUGCUGGCAUUCCUAGGAGGUAGGGCAGAGACACUGGGAACCCCAGGCUAGGUGUCAGAUUCCCAAGAUGUGGUGGUUUUGUAUUUACAUCCCUGUGUGGGCAGGGCAGGGGGCCAGGGACUCAGACAGUGAAGCUUCAGGCUGACUGUCACAGGUGCAACACUGGCAAGCCGGGGCUGGUAGCUUGGUUUUUCCAAGGGAUCAAGGGCACGAUGGACUAUCUAGAGGUUUUGUGCUCUUUUUUGUGACAAAGUGACUAAGACCUCCAGCCUGCCCAAGCCUCAGGUCAGCGAAGGUAAGAGUAGGUGUGGGGUGUGUGGUGUGGAAAGGCCUGCUCCUAUCAGAUGAGGAUGCUUCUCCUGUUGAGAGGGCUUGUGUGUGACUGGGGCCAUGGAGCUGCCCAGAGAUGAGUGACCAGCACUGCUCUUCAAGCAGUUAAAGCAGCCUGCUCUCCCCAGCAGAAAUGAACAUGAAACCUCCAGACAUCAGACCCUGCACUACCUCCUGCCUCCAGGAUAUCCCAAGAGGCCCCGGGGGCAUCAUCUCUGACCUCAAGAACAGAGUUUAAUUUUGGGUGUUUUUCAGUUGUCUUUAUCUUUUCUAAUGCUGGAAAUAUAAGCUGUUCAUACUAUUUGGUGAAAAUGGGGAAAAGAUUGUGUCUACCACAAUGACUACCACAGUGGAAAAGAGCACGGUGUCUGACUUGUAGUUGCUGCUCAAUAAAUAUUUAUUGAAUGGCUGAAUGAAGCUCAGACAGGGAAAAAGACUUGAAGGAAAAAAGUCCCUCUAAAACGUUGUUAUUGGUUGGUGGUAGGAUUAGUGGUGAUUUUUUACAUCUUCUCUAGCGUCUGGAGUUUUGUAUUGUGGUAAUAAGAUUAUUAUAAUAACAGGUAAUUAUGACCAAAAGGAAAUUAGAGCCAAAAUUAAGUGGUCAUUUUCAUAUGAAGCACAGGCCUGCUUGCAGCAUCAGCAGUUCAGCUGUGGGAACCAAGGCCUGUUGAGGGGACACAUUUUUACAUCUAUUUCAGGUCAUGUAUUUCCACCUCUGCUCUUCCUCUUCAAAAAGAAGGAAAUCUAUCUCUACUCCAAGUGAACACAUGCUGACCUUCUUCCUCCCUAAACUAGUGCCUCGUCUAAAAUCCUGCCGAGAUUCUAGAGCGGCAAGGUUUUAUAGUGGUUAAGGGGCUUUAGGAUAGACACAUCAUCUGGGUGCCUUAUAAUGUACUGCUAAUUCUGAAAAAAAAUUUCCUCAUGGUAUAUAUUUUUUCCAAAAAGCAUUUUCUCCUUAUUUUAACACCACAUUGCAACCUAAAGUUGGCAGUAAACAGUCUGUCCCUUUACUGUGAACUAGCACAGUCCUAAAGAUUGUCCAACCAAGAACAGAUUAGAUUGGGGGAAACUCACUCCCAGGCCUCCCUGUUCUUUUAUGAGGAGUUCAUCCUAAAAUAUUUACCCAUUGUCUUCCAACCCCAUAACCCCCUAGGCUAAAGUGAAGCCUGCUAAGGGAGCUGUGGUCAUUUGAGGAUUAGGCCAGAAGAGCUGGCUCCUGUGCUAUCGGGUGACAAGAUUCAGAGACAAGAUAGAAGCACCUUCCUCAUCUCCUGAGACCUAGUCGCCAACUCUACAGGAAAGUUACGGUUGCUAUGGUGACAGGCUACAUAAGGCACACUGUCAGCAGAAGUGCCAUUUUAAAAAUAACUCCACCUUUUCUUUCUGCUUUUCUUUCCUUUUCGUUUUGAGACAGGAUCUAGCUCUGC
Cercocebus atys (sooty mangabey) is the source of this 5194-nucleotide messenger RNA. It is a transcript of the gene PGM1, whose product is annotated as phosphoglucomutase 1. The record is from RefSeq and is a predicted model, not a curated record. The coding region runs from base 1520 to 3268 and encodes 582 amino acids. Gene Ontology annotation, molecular function: magnesium ion binding; phosphoglucomutase activity. Gene Ontology annotation, cellular component: cytosol. Gene Ontology annotation, biological process: carbohydrate metabolic process. The transcript has 12 exons. Lineage: Eukaryota; Metazoa; Chordata; Mammalia; Primates; Cercopithecidae.